Abrus precatorius (Indian licorice) is the source of this 1601-nucleotide messenger RNA. Its product is annotated as aspartic proteinase PCS1-like. Lineage: Eukaryota; Viridiplantae; Streptophyta; Magnoliopsida; Fabales; Fabaceae. Bases 133 to 1431 code for a protein of 432 amino acids. The record is from RefSeq and is a predicted model, not a curated record. Gene Ontology annotation, biological process: proteolysis. The transcript has a single exon. Gene Ontology annotation, molecular function: aspartic-type endopeptidase activity.
CAAUCCAACAGAGACCCCCCACCCGCGUCUCUCUCUCUCUCCCCUUUAAAUAUCAACUGAAACUUCCAACUCAAAGAAGUAACCCAAAUCAAUCCACCAACCAACAAAAAUCUUCAUCAAUAUUCUCAACCCAUGGCCUCUUCUAAGCCUUCUCUUUCUCUCUUUCUCCAUUCCCUUACAAUUCCCCUUCUCUUCAUUCUCCUUCAAACCCAAACACCCACUUGUUAUGUCUCUUCAUCGAAAACACAAAACCCCAUAAUAUUGCCCCUAAAAGCACAAACACUAACACCAUCACAUAAGCUUCCUUUCCAGCACAACGUAACAUUAACAGUCUCACUAACCGUAGGCUCGCCCCCACAGAACGUUACCAUGGUCCUCGACACAGGGAGUGAACUCUCAUGGCUACACUGCAAAAAACUCCCAAAACUAAACUCAACCUUCAACCCACUCCUCUCUUCCUCCUACACCCCAACCCCAUGCACCUCUCCAACGUGCACGACCCGAACCCGUGACUUAUCCUUACCCGUUUCCUGCGACCCGAAUAAACGCUGCCAUGUCACCGUCUCCUACGCCGACGCAUCGUCCAUCGAGGGCAACCUCGCCACCGAAACGUUCUUCAUCGGAAGCUACGCUCAACCGGGAACAACAUUCGGGUGCAUGGACUCCGGGUACAGUUCUAACACCGAAGAAGAUUCUAGAACAACAGGGUUAAUGGGCAUGAAUCGCGGCUCACUGUCGUUCGUGACCCAAAUGGCGGUUCCGAAAUUCUCGUACUGCAUUUCCGGUAACGACGCCUCCGGCGUGUUGCUCCUCGGCGGCGCCACCUUGCCGUGGCUGGGCCCACUCCAGUACACUCCUUUGGUGAAAACGAGAACCUCGUUGCCGUACUUCGACCGUGUCGCGUACACGGUCCAGCUCGUGGGGAUUAAGGUUUCAGAGAAACUUCUGCAGUUACCGAAGUGGGUAUUUGAACCCGACCAUACCGGGGCGGGUCAAACCAUGGUGGAUUCCGGUACCCAGUUCACAUUUCUUCUCGGGUCGGCUUACACGGCUUUGAAGAAUGAGUUUGUGGAACAGACGAAGGGCGUGUUGACUCGGAUUGAUGACACGAACUUUGUGUUUGAGGGGGCGAUGGACUUGUGUUUUAAGGCUCCGGCGAGUGUGGGGGCGGUGCCGGCGGUAACGCUGGUGUUUUCGGGGGCGGAGAUGAGGGUGUCGGGGGAGAGGUUGUUGUAUGGUGUUCGGAAGGGGAAUGAUUGGGUGCAUUGCUUCACUUUUGGGAACUCUGAUAUGUUAGGGAUUGAAGCAUAUGUGAUUGGUCAUCAUCAUCAGCAGAAUGUGUGGAUGGAGUUUGAUCUGGAGAAGUCUAGGGUUGGAUUCACUGAUACUAGGUGUGAACUCGCCACUCAACGGCUAGGAUUUGCUCCUUAGGUUUUGGAUAUCGUUUUGUAGCCGUCGAUCUUAUUGAAGACUAGGGAGUUUUUCUUAGUGUGAGAAUUUUUUUUUAUUAUAUUAUACUAUACAUAGUAUUUGAUCAAGCAUUUCUUAUCCUGCCAUUGGGUCGGGACCCGGCUUAUUUAUUGAAUAAAACCUUCUUUAAA